CCCCGCCCCCGGGUAGCGUUGGCCGCCCCAAGGCCGGCGGGGUCAAGUUCCUUUAGGGCGCUGGGGAAAGGCCACAGCUCAGGUGCUGCCACGCGAGGGCUUUUGGGCAGACAACAGCCAAUCCUCCAGAGGCAUACACGAGCCCCAGCCAAUCAGCGCCCGUCUUAUUCCUGGGUCCCGCCCAGGCCGGCCUUCUCUCCCUGCUCGGCUUCCCGGCGCCCACAGUCGCGGCUGUAGGUGCAGCCGCCUCCGGAGCUGACCCGGGCCUGGGGACCGGCUUCCGCUGGCGCCGUUCGGUUUCUUCUGCUGCUUUCACUGAGGAUGAGUCUCUGCGCGGCCGUAUGCCCACCCCGUGGAGACCACCGGCGCAUUUUCAUCUAGCGACUGGUCACCCUUGCAAUUAUGGAUAUUUAGAAGGAUCAGACAGUGUGGAGGGGGAGUUCCCCUCCUCACUCCCCCUUGGUGCUUGACUCCAGGAAUAAUUUAUAAACUGUUGAAAGUUUUUUUUUAAAUAAAGGACUUGUAUUUGAUAAAAAAAACUUUAUAGAGCUAUUUAUAAUUUUUUGAUUUAAGUGCCAAAUAAUUGUACACAUCUAUAUAGUUUUAUACUGUUGGCUCGAGGAUUUAAAUUAUAAUCCUGAACAGGCCAUUUAUUCUCUAUAAAACUUUCUGAAUAGCACCUUCAUGUCCUGGCUUUUUCAUUUUUUAAAAAUUAUCUGACUCUUCUGAAGAAGUAAGCUGUAUAACAACAAUUAGGAUGAAUUCUUCCAUCCCUGACUGCACAUCAAAGUGUCGAUCCCUGAAGCAUGCUUUAGACGUCCUUUCUGUGGUAACCAAGGGGAGUGAAAACCAGAUUAAGGCCUUUCUCUCCAGUCACUGUUACAAUGCUGCAACCAUCAAGGAUGCCUUUGGCAGAAAUGCCCUCCACCUUGUUUCCUCCUGUGGAAAGAAAGGAGUGUUAGAUUGGCUCAUUGAGAAAGGAGUGGAUCCUUUGGUCAAAGACAAGGAGUCAGGAUGGACAGCUUUGCACAGAAGCAUUUUUUAUGGACAUAUUGAUUGUGUUUGGUCUCUAUUGAAGCAUGGCGUUAGUCUGUAUAUUCAAGAUAAAGAAGGCUUGUCAGCUUUGGAUCUUGUAAUGAAGGAUAGACCAACUCACGUGGUAUUCAAAAAUACUGAUCCUACAGAUGUCUACACUUGGGGAGAUAAUACAAAUUUCACCCUGGGUCACGGAAGCCAGAAUAGCAAAUAUCACCCGGAAUUGGUGGAUCUGUUCUCCAGGAGUGGGGUUUAUAUCAAGCAGGUGGUGCUUUGUAAAUUUCACUCGGUGUUUCUGUCUCAGAAAGGGCAGGUUUAUACCUGUGGUCAUGGUCCUGGAGGACGUUUAGGCCAUGGAGAUGAACAGACAUGCUUGGUCCCUAGGCUUGUGGAAGGACUGAGUGGUCAUAAUUGUUCUCAAGUGGCAGCUGCUAAGGAUCAUACUGUUGUACUAACUGAAGAUGGAUGUGUUUAUACGUUUGGUCUAAACAUUUUUCAUCAGUUAGGAAUCAUUCCUCCACCUUCCAGUUGCAGUGUACCUAGACAGAUGCAAGCAAAAUAUCUGAAAGGAAGGACGAUCAUUGGGGUAGCAGCGGGCAGGUUUCAUACAGUGCUAUGGACUAGAGAAGCUGUUUACACUAUGGGACUAAAUGGUGGACAACUGGGUUAUUUACUAGAUCCCAAUGGAGAAAAAUGUGUAACUGUUCCUCGUCAAGUCUCUGCCCUUCAUCAUAAGGACAUCGCUCUGUCUUUGGUUGCUGCCAGCGAUGGGGCCACUGUCUGUGUCACCACAAGGGGAGAUAUUUACUUACUUGCAGACUAUCAGUGCAAGAAGAUGGCUUCUAAACAACUAAACUUGAAAAAGGUUCUUGUAUCUGGGGGGCAUAUGGAAUACAAGGUUGAUCCUGAACAUUUGAAAGAAAAUGGGGGUCAGAAAAUUUGUAUUCUUGCAAUGGACGGAGCUGGAAGGGUAUUUUGCUGGAGAUCAGUCAGCAGUUCUCUGAAGCAGUGUCGAUGGGCCUAUCCACGCCAAGUCUUCAUUUCUGAUAUUGCUUUAAGUAGAAAUGAAAUUCUUUUUGUCACACGAGAUGGAGAGGGAUUUAGAGGGAAAUGGUUUGAAGAAAAAAGAAAGAGUUCUGAAAAGAAAGAGAUUUUAUCAAACCUUCAUAAUGCCUCACCAGAUGUAUCUUGUGUCUCUGAUAUAAAUAGUGUAUAUGAAAGAAUUCGACUUGAGAAACUAACUUUUGCUCAUAGAGCUGUUAGUGUCAGCACAGAUCCAAGUGGAUGCAACUUUGCAAUCUUGCAGUCAGAUCCUAAAACAAGCCUUUAUGAAAUUCCAGCUGUGUCCUCAUCCUCCUUUUUUGAAGAGUUUGGCAAACUGCUGAGGGAAACAGAUGAAAUGGAUAACAUCCAUGAUGUGACAUUUCAAGUUGGCAAUAGAAUCUUCCCUGCACAUAAAUAUAUUUUGGCAGUGCGUUCUGACUUUUUCCAGAAAUUGUUUCUUUCAGAUGGUACUACUUUAGACUUUACAGAUGUUUACCGGAAAGAUGAAGAUUCUGCAGGGUGCCAUCUCUUUGUGGUAGAGAAGGUUCACCCUGACUUGUUUGAAUACCUUUUACAAUUUAUAUACACAGAUACUUGUGACUUUUUAACUCAUGGCUUCAAACCAAGAAUAAAUUUAAACAAAAAAACAGAAGAAUAUCAGGGCACUCCAAAUUCUCAUUUGAAUGAAAUGAAUUCCCACGAAGAUAAUCAGAAGACAGCAUUUGAAGUUUACAAAAAUAAUCAAGCUCAUACAAUUAGUGAAAAGCAGAAAAGCAAAUCCAGAUCUUCCAAAAAAGUGAAAAAUGUUGGGGAAGAUGACCCUGUAAGAAUGUUGCAAAAUGUUGCAAAGAGAUUUGGUUUCAGUAAUUUGAGUAGUAGGUUAGAUGGAGUCAGAUUUGAAAAUGAAGAAAUUAAUGUAAUUGUCAAGAAAACUGGUAAUAAACAAAAGCUAAGUCAGAAAAAAUGUUCGUUUCUAUGUGAUGUGACCAUGAAAUCAGUGGAUGGAAAGGAAUUCCCUUGUCAUAAGUGCGUUCUUUGUGCUAGACUUGAAUAUUUUCAUAGUAUGCUGAGUAGCUCAUGGAUUGAGGCUUCCAGUUGUGCUGCUCUGGAAAUGCCAAUACAUUCUGACAUACUGAAAGUUAUUUUGGACUACCUCUAUACUGAUGAAGCUGUGGUGGUAAAAGAAUCUCAAAAUGUGGAUUUUGUUUGUAGUGUUCUUGUGGUGGCUGAUCAGCUUCUCAUAACGCGAUUAAAAGAGAUCUGUGAAGUAGCAUUAAGUGAAAAACUCACCCUUAAGAAUGCUGCUAUGCUCCUGGAAUUUGCAGCAAUGUAUAAUGCUGAACAAUUGAAACUGUCUUGUUUACAGUUUAUAGGACUGAAUAUGGCAGCUUUACUUGAAGCAAGGUCCCUUGAUGUUUUAAGUGAUGGUGUUUUGAAGGAUCUUUCUUUGUAUUACCGAAAAAUGAUUCCAGCAAUGGAUAGAAGAGUCAUUACACCAUAUCAAGAUGGACCAGAUAUUAGCUAUUUGGAUGUAGAAGAUGGUGAUGUCUUUUUGAAAGAAGAAAUAAACUUGGAACAAAAUUAUUCGGAAAGUAUGUUCAAGAAGACAAAAACAAAAGCAAAAAAGAAGCCACGUAAGCGAUCAGAUAGUUCUGGAGGUUAUAACCUUUCAGAUAUUAUUCAGAGUCCACCAUCUACAGGAUUAUUAAAGUCUGGUAAGACCAAUUCUGUAGACUCUCUUCCAGAACUGUUGACAUCAGACUCUGAAGGAAGCUACGCCGGAGUGGGUAGUCCUAGAGAUUUACAGUCCCCUGAUUUCACAACAGGAUUUCAUUCAGAUAAGAUUGAGGGGAAAAGUAAAUCAUAUGUUAAUGGUACGCCUCCUGCAUAUUUUCGGGAAGAUUUAAAACCAUGGGAAAAAUCACCAGUACUUAAAAUAUCUGCUCCACAGCCCAUUCCCAGUAACAGAAUUGACACUACCAGCUCUUCCAGUUGGGUUUCUGGGUCUUUCAGUCCUGUCAGCCCUCCUGUCAUGGACCUCAGAACCAUCAUGCAAAUUGAAGAAAGCAGACAAAAGUGUGGAGCUACACCAAAGACAAAUCUGGGAAAAAUGAUUUCCCAUGGAGUUAAACUUUCUCAGAAGCAACGAAAAAUGAUUGCAAUGACUACCAAAGAGAAUAAUUCAGGAAUGAAUAGCAUGGAAACAGCUUUCACUGCUCCUUCAAGAGCCCCCAAACCAGCAAAUGCAUGGGCUUCUUCUCCACAUUCAGUUUCAUCCAAGUCAUUCCGGGAUUUCAUAGUAGAAGAAAAAAUUGUUACUGGCCAUAGUUCAGGAGAUCAUGUCAAAAAAGUGUGUUUUAAAGGAAUUGAAAAUUCCCAGGCUCCAAAAGUUGUAAGAUGCUCUACUCAUGGUACCCCAGGACCAGAAGGCAACCAUAUUUCGGAUGUGCCACUUGUAGACAGUCCCAACCCCUGGCUGUCGUCUUCACUGACUGCUCCUUCUGUGGUGGCACCAGUCACUUUUGCAUCUAUUGUAGAAGAAGAACUACAACAGGAAGCAGCUCUUAUUAGAAGUCGGGAAAAACCCUUGGCUUUGAUUCAGAUUGAGGAGCGCGCGAUACAGGAUUUACUGGUUUUCUAUGAGGCGCUUGGCAACCCUGAUGAGUUCGUUGUCGUUGAGAGGACACCGCAGGGGCCACUGGCGGUGCCCAUGUGGAAUAAGCGUGGGUGCUAGUUCACCGUGGAGCUGAGAUACAUUUUUCAUGGAUUGUGAUUGUUACAAAGAAAUGCUGUGGAAAAAGUGUUCCUACAAAUUUGGUAACAGAUCAUUCUAGGUAGAGUAAGAAAGAAUCUAAUUUCUUUACUGCAGUUUAAGCAUAUUAUGUUUGUAUGAUUACAAAGAAAUUCCUCAGAAUUGUGAUCUUAGUAACUUUUUAUGUAAAAGUGUGUGAGGAAAAACUUUAGGUUGAGUUUAAUAGAAUUAUUCUAAGUAAUCUUAAAAGGAAAACAUGAGUGAUUGCAGUGUAAAAUUUAAGAGUGAUGCAUUAAAAAUAACUUUCUUUUUGAGAAUGUGGGAUAAAUAAUUUAGAAGAUUUUUGCCAAAUAUCUGUUGUCGCUCUUCUUUUUUUUAAUGUGACACUGAUGCGCAUACAGUAGAAGCAUCGAUUACUUCUGAUGCAUUAUGGCCAGCAUUGUGUGUUUGCUACAGGAGUUAUGUCUCCAUUUGAGUCUUUUCAUCAGGCUAUGAACGUUCUAAGUCUGUUUAAAGCUUGAAUGCCAUACUUCAGUUUGAACAGCACAUUCUCCAUUUUGCAUUAAACUAUGGAAUAUGGUGGAAAGGAAAUAAGAACACUUUUCUGAAUAGCCUAUUCCAAGAUGAUAGUUCUUCUAUAAGACGUGGAGUUAUUAUGGGGAGAAGGAGGCCUUAUAAAAGCCUAAUUGUGAGAGAAUCAUUUUGUUAAAGUGUUAAAGCUUUUUAAAAUAAAUGCUUAAUUAUAUGUACAAGAAUUGAAUAGUCUGGAAGAAGAUUGGUGUAUACCUUUACAAUGUUACAUAAUCAGAAAUUCCCUGAACCUGGGUUGUAUGAAUAGACAUAGACAUUGUUUUCUUUACAGUGUGCUGUUUGGGUUGUUUUUGAGUGGUUCAGUUUUGUUUUUUUUAAUUGUUAAGCCUGUGCUCCUAGUACAUGGACAGAUUGGGAAGGUUAAUGUUGUAGUUUCUGGGACAUAAUAAGCCUAGGAGAACAUACAGGCAAAUCACUGCUAUCAUCAGGAUAAUGGAAAUACGGCUGAAACUAACUCAACACUUGAGCUUUAGCUCCACCCAAGAGCAGCAAACUUGUAAGCAAAUGUGCAAUAAAAAAUCAUUUUGACCCAUUUC
Vicugna pacos (alpaca) is the source of this 5958-nucleotide messenger RNA. It is a transcript of the gene IBTK, whose product is annotated as inhibitor of Bruton tyrosine kinase. The record is from RefSeq and is a predicted model, not a curated record. Gene Ontology annotation, biological process: negative regulation of protein phosphorylation. NCBI's taxonomy places the organism in Eukaryota, Metazoa, Chordata, Mammalia, Artiodactyla, Camelidae. Gene Ontology annotation, cellular component: cytoplasm; nucleoplasm. Gene Ontology annotation, molecular function: protein tyrosine kinase inhibitor activity; protein kinase binding.